GGUGGCAUCCCAGAGGAGUCUGACAGGUGCUUGUUCUCACCACAUCUUUGGCUGCCAUGGGGAAUGGUGUCCACAGGAGCUCUGCCUAGGGGUGGAUGAAAAACUCACACAAGGAAGCCCAUUGCAGAAAGCCCAAAGGAUGGGGGAAUCCUUGCAAGAUAAACAAUUAGGGAACGAGUCAGAACAGGUGCUCCCCAUCCGCUGGUUCUCUCAGCCUCUAUCAGUCUUCAUCAUUUUGGCCAACAUCUUCAUCAUCAUUGGGAUCCUCUUCAACCGCAAGCUCCACGGUACCACCAACUGGUUCUUCUUGAGCCUACUGUUUGCUGAUCUUCUGGCUGGGGCAGCUCUUCCAUUUAUUCCUGAGCUCCCCUUUCAGAAGGAGCUAAGCAACCUCCUUUGCUUCUUCAGCUACGUGGUGCCCAACUUUCUUUUCCUCUCUUUUUUAGCCAACCUGUUGGUGAUGCAUUAUGCCAAGUAUGUGUGUAUCAUCCACCCACUGCACUACCAUAAUUCCUGGGUGCAUCGCCAGGCUGGUCUUUACAUAGUCCUAGCCUGGGCCACUCCAUUGAUCUUUGCUUCCCUGCCCCUGGCUUGGUACCGGUGGGAGUCCAGAGUGAACUGUUCCUUCAGAGUUGUCUUCCCCAUGCCUUACCUCUAUCUAGAGACCUAUGGGCUUCUCAUUCCUAUCAUCCUUGCCAUGGCGUUCAUGUGCAUCCGGAUGCUGUGUGUCGCCCAAAGGCAGCUGAAGAACAUCACAAAACUCCUUCAUUCUGUGAAUCAAGGCCAGGCCCCUUCAGAACUGGAGCAACAACUGGAACUGAGGCAUGCCAAGAGUAUCGCCAGCGUGUCCCUCAUCUUCCUGGUCUGCUGGGUGCCGUACAUCACUUGCUUGAAUAUCUCACUGGUGUCUAUACACAGUAGCAUCAAACCCCUCGUUCUCGCUAUUGUCACCUGCAUAGGCACUGGCAGUGCAGCUGCAGUACCCAUCAUCCUCAGUCUUAUCAACCACCAGUACACACAAUUUUGGAGAGACACGGCAACCAACGUCUGCAGACGCUGCUGCAAAGGACAGGCGUGCAAACAAGGGCAAGCUGAACCAAAAACGGAUCUGCCCCAUGGAAAUCUUCACACCAUAGAGGGAGACCCACAUGGCGCUCCAGCCUGA
Elgaria multicarinata webbii is the source of this 1165-nucleotide messenger RNA. RefSeq names its product G protein-coupled bile acid receptor 1 (gene GPBAR1). Gene Ontology annotation, biological process: G protein-coupled receptor signaling pathway. Gene Ontology annotation, cellular component: plasma membrane. The transcript is spliced from 2 exons. Gene Ontology annotation, molecular function: G protein-coupled bile acid receptor activity. The record is from RefSeq and is a predicted model, not a curated record. NCBI's taxonomy places the organism in Eukaryota, Metazoa, Chordata, Lepidosauria, Squamata, Anguidae. The coding region runs from base 140 to 1165 and encodes 341 amino acids.